Messenger RNA from Leptopilina boulardi, 9105 nucleotides. RefSeq names its product serine/arginine repetitive matrix protein 1-like. The transcript has 7 exons. The coding region runs from base 146 to 2974 and encodes 942 amino acids. The record is from RefSeq and is a predicted model, not a curated record. Lineage: Eukaryota; Metazoa; Arthropoda; Insecta; Hymenoptera; Figitidae.
UAAUGCAUCUUUGUGAAAUUAUAAUUGAUAAGUGAGCUCCCAUCUAAGUAUAUUGCAAAUGCAAUUUUUUGGAUUUGUGACAAACUGUAAAAUUUCGUGAAUUAUAUUAAUGUUUGAUAAAUAAAAAAUGAGUAAUAUACCGUAAAUGUGUUAUAACUAUAAGCCUGUAUAUAUUUUCGUAAAAAUUGUGUGUGCAGUAAAAUGUCAGGAUAAUUCAUGCAUUUCUAAGAACACGGUGCUUAUAAACAAGAACAACGUUUCUCAUAUUUUAAGCAAACAUAUCAUGGAUUAUCAUAAAAAGAUAGUAUCGGCGCAAUCUCAUAAAUGUAAAAAUGAAGAUGAUGAGGAUGACUUGGAAGCUUUGAGACUUGCAGCUUUACAAACAUUACGCGUGAAAGACACUUUACAGAAAAAACGCAACUCUCCUCAUCGAAGUCAUGUUGGAGGUUUUCAAGGGUCACAAUCCUUACGUUAUUAUAAACAAUCAAGAGGGGAUCAUUUUCAUCAUAGACAACAGAGGCAAAAUGGAGUCAGACAUAAUUACUUCCCUAAAAAUAUUUACCGGAACCCGAACUUAAUAGAAAUUGUUCCACAAGGGGAAGUGAAUCCGACAUCUGUUUCAAAGGAAAAUAUUGACAAAAAAGUUAAUCAAACUCCUUCAGAUGGAUCAAAAUUUCAACGAUAUGACGAUAAUGCGAGUGGUUCAGAGGAUGACGAAGUGAAGGAUGUUGAUGUUAAGGUAGAAGUGAAAACAGAAGAAACAGAAUCCGCGGAAGCUGAUGAAAGUGCAGCUGACAGGGAAAGUGAAAGUGGCAUUAAAGAAAAUUCAUCAGAAAAAGCUGCUGAAGAAGCUGAUGAAGAUCGUCUUCUCAACGACGAUGAUGAUGAUGUUCUUCUUAUGGCCGAUUUAGAAGAAGAAGACAGUUUAGAGCGCCUUAUGGAUGAAAUGGAAAGAGAAAUAAAAGACGACAAAAUAGACAUAACAGAAAAGAAAGUGAUAAAGAAAGAAAAAAUUGCACUGAAAAAAGUACGCGAUCCGAGUAAAUUAAAAGGUGAAGUAACAAAUGUUAAGGAAGAUAGUUUAAAGGAUAAAGUAGAAAUUUCUGUUCCUCCUAAACCAGUUACAAUAGUUGCUAAAGCUGAACCAAGACCACUUUCUCCUCGAACAAAUAUUAGAAAGCGAUCUCCCUCACCUAAAUCUCGGCCAUGGAGAAAAGUUUCGCCACGAAGAUCACCAAGAAGAUCACCAUUAAGAUUAUUAAAGAAGCCAUUGAGAGAAAUUUCGAGGUAUCGAUCACCGCGAAAAUCUCCCACAAGAUAUUCACCUCGAUCUCCAAAAAUUUCACCACGUCAAAAAUCACCUCGACUGUCACCUCAAAGAUCACCUGAUAGAAGAUCGCCUUUAAUGUCUAGAGCACUGUCUCCCAGAAAUAGAUCGCCAAGACCAACACGAUCGCUUUCUCGUUCACCAAGAAUGUGGUCUAGAUCUCCAAGGUCUCGAUCAAGAACGCCAAGACGUUCUCCCAGAAGAUUACGAUCACCAAGGUAUUCACCUCAUAGAUAUUCGCCGAGACCCAAAAUAAGAGCAUCACGUUCUCGAAGUCCAAGAUCGCCACGAAGAAGAAUUUCACGUUCAAGAAGUCCUCCUCGAUCACCAAGGAGAGCAUCUUCACGACUUCGAUCACCGAGAAUGUCACCAAGAAGACUUUCUCCACCAAGAUAUCGUUCACCAAGAGGUUCUCCACGAAGAUCACCUUGGUCAUCGCCCAGAAGAUCGCCUCGUAUGUCACCUAAAAGACUUAAAUCACCGCGAUGGUCACCAAAAGAGUGUACAAGAAAACCUCGAAUAACAAAAUCUGUUACACCGGAGAAACGUAGUAAUUCACCUCAAAAGAAAAAUCAACUUAUUGACGAAAAGAAAUCGUCAUCUGAAAUGGAAAAAUCAAAAUCAAAAAAAGAAAAUCUUCCUCAAAAAUCUCAAGUCAUUGAAACAGUAAAGGAAGAACCAAUUCUAGAUCCUGUUCUAGAAGCAAGAAAACGUAAAUUUGAAUCUGUUACGCCAAUUGACCCAAUCAAUGCCAAUAAAACAAUCAAAUUAAGUAACAAAAAGGAAGAAACAAAGAAAACAAUUAUAAAACCGCCAGAAGUCAAAGAAGUGGAAGUUAAAAAAAUUGUUGUUAAACGAACAGAACAACCUACUGAGGUUAUGGAAGAAUCUGUUGAGAGGCGAAGAAGAAAAGUAAUUACAGUAGAAUCCAAAGAUGAAGAAGUAGAUUUGUUACCUGAUGAAAUAUAUGAUUCUGAAAGUGUAGAAGAAGAAAUAAAUGAAGAGGCCAUAGAGAAAAUUCCAGAAGCAGAGGAAAUUUCUUUGGAAGUACAUCCAUUAAAUCAAGAAAAGAAAAAGAAGAAGGAUAAGGAAAUUUAUCAAGUUGGUAAAUUAAAAGAUCUGGCAAUGUCAGAUCGUAUUGCAAAGGAGAAGAAAUUUAAAAAACGAAAAAUGGAAACUACAGUGGGAGGAACAAGUGAAAUCGAAACAGAAUUAGAAGAUGUUACUUCUAUUGAUGAAGAGGGUGAUUUACGUACAGAACUUAGUAGGAGGCGAGCAGAACGGUUAAAUAGAGCUGUUCCGAUUCAAUCGGCAAGACUCUUGCAAUCAGCCUUCAAAGGAGUUGUUAACGAAGUUGCUAAAAAUAAUGCAAAAGUAAAUCAGAGGUUUGCUUUAAAAGGAACUGAAAAAGCAGCUCAAAAAGAAGUGAGGCGAGUAACUGUGUUGCAUCGAACGAUCAGUGAUUUCCAAGACUCUGAAGAAGAAGCACCUCUCGAGGCUAAAGUUCCUGUACGCUUGAGAUUAGGCGUUAACAAAGUUUUACAAGAAACUAGAGAGACAAAGAUCUCUAGAAAGGCAUCUAAGAAACAAGGUCGCAAGGUAAAACAUAAAAAUAGUUUGCCCUUAGAUUCGAAGAAUUCAUUGUAGCACAAAUUGUACUUUUAAUAAGCGUAAUAAUCAUUAUACAUAAUUGUGAAUGCAGACGUGAUAUGUUACCUAAAUUAAUGAAGUUGUUUUCUAAUAAUAGCGAUUUACAAUUAGUAUUUUAAGCGCUUUAUGAAUUCCGAGAUUUUUUUUUGAAUAAUGAAUGUAAUUGCGCUUUUUAUUAAUUUGUUGAACUUUGAACAACAAACGCUUUUUAAAAACAAUUUUAUUUAUAUAAUUUUCAUUCAUUAUUUUACAUUAUAUUUAUUCAUAUAAUUUUUCUUAGUUUUUCAAAUCUUCAUUUUCUUAUAGCCAAAACUUUUUAUCAAUCAGGGCAACAGUCAGUUCCAAGAACUGGAAAGGAUAUUUGAGGUUUAAAUCGUAAAUAUUUGUACUAAAAAGUGCAGGUUUUUUCUGUAACUUAAAUAUUUACUCUCAUUGAAGAAUUAUCACUGUAUAUAUAUAUAUAAAAAUAAUUUCUCCAUAAUUAUUUACUUUUGAUUUAUAAUUGUUUCUUUUAUGAUGAAUAUUUACAAUUAAUGCAUUAUUGUAUAAAUGAAAUGAUCUUUUUUGUAAAAAAAAAAAGAAACGUAUUAGAAAUACUUGAAAUUUGAAAGUCGUAAAAUGUUAUUUUCACUUAAGCUACCCAGUGUAUGAUAAGACUUAUAAAAUUUUUAAUUUAAAAAACGGAAAAUUAUUUUUUUACUGCAUAGAAUUUCAACUUCUUGUUUUGAAAAAUGUUCUUCGUUUUUUUUUAUCCGAAAGUAAUAAUAAUUUUCGAACAUCCUUAUUGGGAUGUAUAAAAACUCUUACAAUUACUAUGAAGGCAAAUCGAUAUUAUUUACAGCCCUUUUCACCCUUUGAUCCAGAAAUAUUUUUAGAAUCGUGAUUUCAGGAAGCGCGUUCUACAAUUACCUCCCAAAUAACAAAAUAUUAUUUUAUUCUAAGAUUUGUAGUGAUCUAAAUUUUUUAUCAGAGUUAAUUCUUCUGCGUAAUGAUUUUCUUACAAGAAAUCGUUUCACUUGUUUAUAUUCUACUUAACUUUUAUAAUCUUUUUCAGGGAUACUGAUUUUUAAUUUUUCAUUAAACUUUAGAAUGUUAAAGUAGCGUAGCCAGCAUGACAAAUGUGUACCAAAAUUUUAAUAAAAACUUCUUCUUUUUUAUGAAUAACUUCAUAAAAAUAUUUCAUAGGGUAGUGUCUAGCGGCUAGAAUGUUAGGAAAGUCAGGAAAAGUUAAAAGUAAAAAAUAUUUUACUACAGAAAUUUAAUCCUAUUGCAAAAUAAAAAUUCUUUUUCUUUUCUUCAAAAUUAAUUCAUAGAAAAAAUUUGAACAUGUGUAAUUAUCAACUUUUUAAUAUCAUCGGUAUUCACAAGCGGGAAAAUUAAAAUAAAAAUUUAAUUAAAUGACUCGUUGGGCAUUCGAAUAUAGUCUUCGAAUCAAUUAUUCAAAGUUAGUGUGAGAAAACAAUAAGGCUAAUUUGUUGAAAAUCAGGGUUGAAAACAAAAAAACUGAAUUCUGAUUCGGUUCUGGUUUAAAAACCUUAAAAAGAUAAAAAAAAAUCAGUUUUGAUUUAUUUCCAUUUGUUAACUUUUGAAUACUUCAUUUUAAGAUUUUGUUAAAAAGGAAUUCAAUUUCAUUGAAUGAUAUCUAAUCAAACUAAUUGUUCAGGUCUGAAUAUAUAAGAAUUAAAAUUUUUUGUUAUAUAAUAUAUUACUUCUUAAUAUAUACUUCUUUUUUUUGCAUUAAUGACCUCUUGCGGAGAAAACAACCAUUACAUUUAUGUGAAUAUGCACAUAUGUAGUUAAAGCUUUAAUACUAGAAAAAUUUUAGUUUAAUUUUACUUCGGUACUCAUGAGCUUUAAUAUGUUAUGAAAUGAAAUUGUCAUUCAUUGAAAUUGUAUUUUUUUAAACAAUCUUACCAGUGACACGAAUUUAAAACUUAAAAUAGUAAACUUUAUGAUUAUGAAUUAAAUUGAAUUUCGCUUUUGAAGUAAACAAUUUUUAACGAAAUUGGUUUUAAAUUAAUUGAAUUAAAUUGAAUUAAUCCUACAAUUACUAUUACAAAAGAAGAAGAGGGCGUUUUGGGGGUUAAUAAAUAAAAAUUUUUACAUACUUUUUUCAAUUAUAUAUAUUGAAUAUUUUUUACUCUAAAAUAUUAUAAAAUUAAAUGAUUUUAUAAAAUUUAUAAAAUAAAAUUAUUUUUUUAAAUGUUUAAUUCACUAUUUCAGGUUUUUCUUUUUUACAAAUAGUAGCAAAAAAAAUUCAAAAUGCGACAUCAAAAACUUCUCUAUACAUAAUUUGAAUGCGAUCUGUAGAUAUAAAUUUUAUCAUUAUUACAAUUUUAAAUUUAUUAAUUAGGGACUUUACAGACCCAUUUUAAAAAUCAUAGAAUAUUAUUUUAGCAAAUUUUCGAAAUUAAAAAUUACUAGUUUCAAUUUUCUUUUUAAAUCUUAAAAUUUAUUAAUUUUUAAAAAUUCCAAUGUUAAAUUGUGGUUUAGCGUUCUCAAAAACCAAACUAUAAAAAGUUUUAAAGUAAACUAACAAAUAAUUAUAAUAAUUUAAAAAUUGACAGUAUAUCUAGAGCGAGCACUAUCAAAAACACUUGGUCUUUGGAUCAUGGUAACUUAUUGUUAGUUAAAAAAUUAAAAUAGAAAGGUAAAGAAAAAUCAUUUAGAAUUUUUUAAAAUGAUGAAUCUAAUAAUGUUUAGAUAAUUUUCUCCCUCUUUAAAGACGUUAUAAUAUCACCUGAUAAGUUUGAAAAAAAAAUUCAGUUAUUUUAUGCUCUUUGUGCAAUUUAUAUUACUAUAGUAAUAUGAUCACAAUUAUUUAUUCUUUGGAAAUUUUAUUAAUUCCUCUGACUACAUCUGUCAAUAUAGAAUUUACAAUUAUAAUUUUAAACUCAUAUUUACAUAUUUUAAACAACAUUAAAUAGCCGAUACCAAAAAGUUAAUAUUUAAAAUUUUUUAAAUUCAAAAAUUAAAAUUUUUAAUUUUUUAACCUGUUUUUGAGAUAUUGCUAAAAAUGACCGUGUAUUUUUUUUGUUCAAGACCAUUCGAAAUUUUAUGAACGUACAAACUAAAGUUUUAUGAGGAACGUCUUUUAAAACUAAUCUAAUAUUUUUUACUUGAUUGAUUUUCAUAUAUUUGUUAUAUUAUAAGAUUUAUUUUAUCUAGUAUUAAGGUAUUACGAAUUUUUUACUUAACAUUAAUUCUAAAAACUUGUUUAUUGACCUUAUGGCAAGUAAGAAAAGAUCUGUAAAUCAGUCCUAUCAAUUAAUUUACAAAGAAAUAUCGUUUCGGAAUGUGUAAUUCAAAGUUUUAAAUAUUUUAGAUUUUCAUUUUAUUUAAAAAGAUAACGUAAAUUUUUAAAUAUAAAUUGCCGAGCUGAUUUAUAUCCAUAAUUGGAUAUCAAAUUCUUCAACAAAAUAUAAUUAUAUGUUAUUAAAAUGUUUUUACAUAAUUGUUAUUCCAAGUUUAAUUAAUCCUACGGAACUUAAGAAGAAUAUCUUUUAAUUUAUUUUCUUUAAGAUAAUUUUUUUCAGCAAAUCUUUCACAUAAGUUUCCCAAAAUACGCGAUUUUCAUAUUGAAAAUAUUUAUGUAAUUAAAGACUUGAAAUAUUAAAACUCAAUACCCUAUUUUGUAAGUAAUUUCGUUAAAAUAUAAUCUGUUUACUGUAAAAGAAAUAAUUUAAAAAUUAUUUAAUAUUUAUUCAUUAUUAUAUCUAAAAUCAUUUGCAAAUAUAAAAAUAUUAAAAUGAAAUUAAUUUUUACCUCUAACAAGAAGCACUUUAACUAAAAAUAGAUAGUGAAUAUAAUUUCCUUCUAUCCGGAAUAAUUUCCCUUUGCUCCCCAGUAAGUUGAUUUUUUGCUUUUAAUAUGGAUUAAUUAUAGAUUAUAUUAAUAUAGUUAGCUUUCAUUAUUAGUUUAAAAUCUGCUGCCUCGACUGCAAGCUCUCGAGCACAGAGGCUGCGCUACUUAAAACUGCCAUAAAGUAUUGUUGAUUUUGCACCAAUACUAUUAUGUCAAAUAAUGUCUCUAAUGAUAUUUUACAAAAUUGUAUGAUUGGAACACUUAUGAAUAUCUAGUACAGGUAUACGAUAGAAAAAAUAACUACUAAUUAAAAAAAACUCUCAACCAUAUUUUAACGUUUGAAUUCCCUCAUUGUAGAACAUAUUACUGAAUGACUUUAGUAAAAUAUUGUAUAAUGGGUUUUGUAAUUAGGAAACAAAAAUUUAUAUUAAAAUUAAUUAUUCAAUCAUCAUUAAUUAAAACCGAUGAAUUCUGUUACGCUUUUUGUGUGUAUGUGUGUGUACAAAGUAUGGAAAUGUACACCUAUGAAAAUGUAUAUAUGUGUAUAAAAAUAUAUAAAGAACUUACAGUUGUUACUUUAAAAAUAUGUGGUAUCGAUUUCAAUCCUAAAGCGAUCUUUCAUAAAUUGAGGAUUUGGAUCGAAAAAGCGAUUCUUUAUGCUUUCUCCCAAGUCCACUGCCUAAGAUGGAUCCCAGUUGCGCAGUGAACCUGCACGUAAGACGAGUGUCGGUUCUUCGAUCCGAUUCCUUAAUUACUGUAGGUUUAAUUGCGACACAUCUAAUAUAAAUACAAUUGUAAAUAGUGAGUGAUAUUAAUGUAUUACAAAUACAAAUCAAAUUUAUAUUUUGUAUAUUGUGAUCGUAAAAGGCGAAGAUAAGUAGAAAUUAUCAACGAAUAGACUGAAUUACUUGUUUAUAAGUGUUUAUGUUUCGCACUGAAUUGUUUGUAAAGUAAGAAUGAAUUAACAACCGAUAUUUAAUGUCAUAAUGUAAAGUUAGUUCAAUUUAUGUAUUGAUUCCUAAAUUAAUUGUAAAAGAAUUGAUUUAACUGUUCUUAAUUUACUUUAUUCAUGUAAAAUUUGUUACAAUUUAGAACUAAAUUUUCUAAUUGUUUUAAUUAAUUUAGGAAUUUUUUGUUUAUUAAUUUAACAUGUUUUUGUGAGUAAGCUUUUAAUUUUAAUGAAUUCUUAUUGGAAAAAUCAUAAUUGUAAAAUGAAACAUUUAAUGACUACUAUCGGAAAAAAUAUUCCAUAUUUAUAUUUUUCUGAUUAGUGUGAUCAUUUAAAAAGUACGUGUUGAAUACGUAAUACUUUCUAUAUUUUUAAGAACCUUUUUUUUAAAUUAAUAACUUCAUAGUGUUUUUUUAUAAAAAAAAGAGUGGAUUUUCAUGCUAAUUAUUUAAAUUUCAUACUUUGUUAUUAUAUUAUAUUUUAAUAUAGUGAUUAUUAUGCCGUAUUUUCUUGUGAAUCAAAGGUUUCAAUACGAAGAAAGAAAUGAUCCUUUAUAACAAGAAAAUACAUUGAAAAAUUUUUCAUGAAACUACUUCUGAAGUAGGAAACUGAACCUAAAGUUUUUCAAUGUAGGAAUGAUAAAAAAAUUAAAAUAUCAACCUUUACAAGUGUACACGCUUACGAUUUUGAUGCUCCCUCGUGUUUACAGUAUUGUGUAAAAUCAUAUUUUAUACCACUUUGUAAAGUAAACAAUUUGUGACGAAAGAAAUUUUAGGAAGAUAGGACAAUAAUAAGUGAUAUUCAAUAACUUAUUUUUCCUUUAUUGUAUGAUUUAUUAUUUCUUUAUUAUUAUUUUUUACAAAUACAAUUUUUUGAAAUUAUUAAAUAACUUUUUGUAUUUAUAAAAAAAUAUUAUUUUCUUAUUUUUUAAAUGCUAAGUUUUAUUUCUAAAAAAAGUCCGCAUGCCAUUUCUAACCUUAAAACAUUAUUUGAUGAUUUUAUAAAGACGUAAUAAAGGAGAAAAAAUUAUUGAUAAAUCACUCGCUUUUCAACCUUUAAAAGCGAUGAGAUAAAAUCUAAAUAUUAUAAAAAUUUAUUUCAAAUAAGAUUUCAUGAAAUUGGUUAUUAAAUCAUUUGUACUUUACGACUUCUUCAGUGCAUACAUUGUAUUAGUAAUUUGUUGUGUCUGUUAUUAAUGAGGAACUCUUUGGAAGGAACAAAAAAAAGUAAAAUAGAACAACAAUAAAUACUAUCAUACAUCGAUCUUAUUGAAAACGGGUGUAUGAGAUUUUUUGAAAUUUAAUACUUUCUUUAGAAUAUUUUUAAACAAUUAAAUCUUUUAUUUCAGAAAAAACAAUAAAAUAUUUUUGAUAUA